UUCUCCCGCGGCUGGUGUCCGUGGGCAUUAUGGAUAUGAUUGGCCGGAGCUGCGCCCGGUCAGCCACGUUUUCCACCACUGCUACGGGUAUUGUUCGUAAUAUUGUUGCUUCGAAUGUUUGCCAUUCGUCAAAUUUUGGAAAUCUAAAGGACCGCACCACACCACCUGCACCACCCCUCUGCUCUCAUCCCAUCCAUUGAUGGAUCUGCGGCGGUUGCAGCAGGAGAGACAUGCAUGGGGAAAUAGGUGUGAAUGGAUCGACUUUCCCAUGCUGCACCUUGGAAUUCCCAUUACCGCCGUUAGAACCCGGAUCCCACGCUGCUGCAGGCUCAACGUGCUGGGCGCCAGGAUGCCGUCACCGAAAGCAUUUCAUGUACAAAUGUUGUCGGCUUCCGCAGUCUUGCUUUUUGCUCCGCUCGCAUGCUUGUUGGUCGUUGAGAGAAUGGUUUGCUCGUUGAAUUCAAGAAACUCUCUCUGCUCCGGCCACCGUCACUGCCCCGCUAUCACCCAUCAUCCGCCGGGCCGUGGAGCCUCCCGCUAUGGUCUAGCCCAAUCCGGCUGUGGCUGUGGCUGUGCGCUGUGGCUGUGCGCUGUGGCUGUUGGCACUUCUCAUUGCGCUCAUGGCAACUCCAUGUCUGUUCGAUGAACACCUUUGUAACAUUACACGUAGAUUCCCGAGAAUUCUCCCCGUGGGAGGCGCUUCGAUUUCGUGGGUGCGAGGUGCGUCUCUGCACACUGUCGACAUGGGACUGUAAUCCGCCCCGCCAUGGAUGGUAACCAGCAGACAUGCAUGCUCCAAGUCCCUAGGGAAAGGUUCGAAUAUUGAAAGUUUCCGGCGGAGACGCAGUACAUGAACAGUGAAGUGGAAGCACGACAUAUUUAGUUAUACUCUC
Molecule: messenger RNA, 893 nt
Organism: Westerdykella ornata
Lineage: Eukaryota; Fungi; Ascomycota; Dothideomycetes; Pleosporales; Sporormiaceae
Exons: 2
Coding region: 200-646 (148 amino acids)
Source: RefSeq, a predicted model, not a curated record